CUAUGAAUUUCUAGGAAGAUAUCCAAGGGAAAAAGAAACUAACGCAACUAUGAGUAAUCAGGCUAUUUGGCACCUAAAAAACUUAAGGAUCUGCAAUAUGUGUUAUUUAGAAUCAUUUAUUUGCGAAUUUAAGAUACAUUAUUAUCAGGUUAUUCCGUCAGUAAGAAAAGACUUGGAUAAAUUAUUUUUUUCUAAACUUCCUUUAAUAGUAGCACAAAAAGUAGAAAUUGCUUUUAAUGAAACAAUUCAAAAGGAAGAAGUACCAGAUACAUUAGGAGGACGAAUUCUAAAAUUACAGGAAUGGCAUAAACGAGCCUGUAAUGAAGAAAAACUGAAAAAGCAAGCUAAAAUUGACCUCUGCUGUGAGGCCUCCACCGAUAAAAUCGGAAAAUACGGAUGUAGUGAUGAACGACCAAAAAUAAAGAAAAAACGGAGAUACGAAAAAUACAAAAAAUGGCGAAAGAUACCCUAUAAGGAAUAUAGAAAAAAUAGAUAUAGAAACCCUAAUAAAUAUUUUAGAAACAGAAAUCAAUUUAAACAGAAAACUAGUCAGAAAGAUUAUUGCCCUAAAGGCAAAACUAAUUGCAGAUGCUGGCUCUGCAAUGAAGAAGGACAUUAUGCUAAUAAAUGCCCAAAGAAAAACACUAAUAAUAAGAAGCCGGAAGUUCUAAGGAUAGCAUACUGUUGGGUAUGUGACUCGGAUUCCGCCGCGCCAAAGAAACACCGACAUCAGAAGAGUUGGUCGUGAUACCGGCGCGAGCGAACACACCGUCGAGCGCCAAUACCAAGAGACGGGCGCACCAGCACCGGCGCGAGCAAGCGCACCGUCGAGCGCCAAUACCAAGAGACGGGUGCACCAGCACCGGCGCGAGCGAACACACCGGCGAGUGCCAAUCCCUAGAGACGGGCGCAUCAGCACCGGCGCGUCCAAGGGCAGCCCGAGUCCAGCGUUGACUAGAUCAGCGAGUAUGGGAAAACGACGCUGCAUUCCACCUACCGAGUGGUCACAUCGCAGUCCUAGUCCUAGGUAUAAUGAAAGGCUAAAUGUACUUGUCCUAGGUAGAGGUAUGACCUAGUCUUCUGACAUGUCAGUGGUCAUGUCACCAUGUAACUCACCCACCACCAUGUAGCCUAUAAAUAAGGCAUUUACUCCGCUGGGUGAGGGGAUCGGAUUUUUCUGACUCUAUCUCUAAGAUUAUCAACUUCUCUCUCUAAGAUAUUACCCUCUCAACUCUAUUCGUAGUUUCUGGAGUUCUUCCAUUGACGGUUAUUCUCCCCUUGCUUACUCUCCUUGACCCAUCUUCCCGAGUCUCACUCCUACACCCAGUUAGGCUCAAACAAUUGGCGCCCACCGUGGGGCCGAGUAGAGAAGCAAAAGAAAACUGACCAAUGUCAGAGCAUAACUCCAACUCACCUGAUGAAUCAACGCCCAUCAAAGCGAUGACCAACGCAAGGGAAUUCGCGGAAACUAGCAAUCUCAACGCGGUGCUCCUCGAAGAAGAAGAGCCCGAACUCACAGCCAAAGAAAUGAGGCAGCUAAUGGCAAAGUAGAACAGUGUCAUAGCUGACAUGCAGAAACAAAUGAGCCAGGUCAUAGCUCUCAUGAUGAGCAAAGAGGCCGCGACGACAGUAGAUGCGACGCCUGUCGCGCCCCAACAAGCCCCAGGAGAAACGUCGUGGACUGCCCUACCACCGCAGCCCGCGUACGAAACGCAACAAGUUGAGCUGCCAGGCAGGGCGAACCUCAGCUUCUUGGAGCAAUAUCUAUCUCCGCAAUACCGUCCCAACCCGCCCAGGAAGGCCCUCCACCAACCGCUAAGCGCAGAAAUCAUGGCGGAACACCUGAGCGGAAUGCCACCCGCCCUCCCGACGUACAACGAAACGACCGACCCUAAAGACCACGUGAGCACCUUCUGCCUGCGGAUGCAACUCCAAACCAACUCCAACGCGGCACUAUGCAGGACCUUCCCGUCAACGUUCCCCGGAAUAUGCCUCGAUUGGUACAACAGGCUGCCGAACGGAAUCAACCGCUCAUUUGAAGAGUUCAUACUCUUAUUCACGACGAAAUUCGCAUCCCAAAAAAGAAGACCUCUCCACCUCAAGGCGUUGAUAGACAUCAGGCAAAAGGAAGGAGAAAGCCUACGAGCGUUCUACGCUAGAUGGUCCAGGGUGGCAAUGGCCGUGCGCGAUCUUACCCCCGAGACCGCCGCCCAUCACCUUAUGGAAGCCACCACCAACAUGGAGCUCAAGCGGGCACUAGCAAAAAGACCUUUCACGCUAUCGACAGAGUUGGAGAUGAAAAUCGAGAAAGCUAUCACGCUAGAGGAAACCCUCGGAGCGGGAUCUGUUAGACGUUUUGAACCGGCAAGAGCACCCCGAGAGGACCAAGGCAGGAGGCAGCUUCCGGUGCCACCGCGAGAACAAUUGGUGCAACUACACAGCGGGCCGAAGCGCCACCCUCCUCCCCCGCAAGAGCAGGCACAACGAGAGCGAUCGCCAGACAGGCGCAUGACGAGCGCUUACAUGCCGCUCAACGACUCCGUGAAGAAUGUGUUUCACGUCCUCCGCAAGAAAGGAUACAAGAUCAAUUGGCCCGCGCCUCUAAAGUCCUUACCACACAUGCGCGAUCCCAAAAAAUACCGCGAUUUCCAUAGAGCAACGGGCAUUGGGCAGAAAAUUGCAGAGAGCUGCGUUACGAAAUAGAAGGCCUCAUACGACGAGGACUACUGACCGAGUUCACCCACGAGAAAGAGGAACAAGUAGCGCGUCCCCAAAACCCGCCACCACCCCCGCAAGCCGACUACAACGAGGCCACUGGCGCGUAUGUAGUGCGAAAGGAGAUAGUGGUGGUGACGGUAGAGGGAGAUCGCCCCAAAAAGAAAACCAAGCGCGAGCGCGCAGCAGAAUGCGCGGCGGUCGAGACGCGGCAGAAGUAGAACCUGAGCUUCGAUGACGCAGAGUUCCCACAAGGUGUCCCAUCGGAAGACCCACUCACCAUCACCGCGCUGGUUGCCGCCUGUAAAAUUCACCGUCUACUGAUAGAUGGCGGAAGCGCGGCUGACAUCCUGUUCAAGAGCACAGUCGAUCAAAUGGACAUCGACCCGCGCCUAAUCAAGCGCGCACAGGGUAACUUGGUCGGGUUCUCUGGAACAAAUGUUCCAGUAAUCG
Linum trigynum is the source of this 3168-nucleotide messenger RNA. NCBI's taxonomy places the organism in Eukaryota, Viridiplantae, Streptophyta, Magnoliopsida, Malpighiales, Linaceae. The record is from the annotation of a GenBank genome assembly.